CCGCCACCAUCAGCACCACCUCCGCCACCUCCACCACCGCCGGCGGCGGCAGCAGCCAUUUCAUCUCCACAGAAACCAGACACAAAAACAUGGCAGAAAUGGAGAAAGAAGGGAGACCUCCGGAAAAUAAGAGGAGCAGGAAACCGGCUCACCCAGUGAAGAGGGAGAUCAACGAGGAGAUGAAGAACUUUGCAGAAAACACCAUGAAUGAACUCCUUGGCUGGUAUGGCUAUGAUAAGGUUGAAUUGAAAGAUGGUGAAGAUAUUGAAUUCAGGAGCUACCCUACAGAUGGAGAGAGCCGGCAGCACAUUUCUGUUCUCAAAGAAAAUUCUUUGCCAAAACCAAAAUUACCUGAGGACAGUGUUAUUUCACCAUACAAUAUAAGCACAGGCUAUUCAGGGCUUGCCACAGGAAAUGGACUCAGUGACUCACCCGCAGGGUCAAAGGAUCAUGGCAAUGUGCCCAUUAUUGUCCCUUUAAUUCCGCCACCUUUCAUAAAGCCACCAGCAGAAGAUGAUGUGUCAAAUGUACAAAUAAUGUGUGCCUGGUGCCAGAAAGUGGGAAUCAAGCGCUACUCCCUGAGUAUGGGGAGCGAGGUGAAAAGCUUCUGCAGCGAGAAGUGCUUCGCGGCCUGCCGGCGCGCCUACUUCAAGAGGAACAAGGCUAGAGAUGAAGAUGGACAUGCUGAAAAUUUUCCCCAGCAGCACUAUGCUAAGGAAACUCCAAGGCUUGCCUUCAAGAAUAACUGCGAACUACUUGUAUGUGACUGGUGUAAGCACAUCAGACACACAAAAGAAUAUCUGGAUUUUGGGGACGGGGAAAGAAGGCUUCAGUUCUGCAGCGCAAAAUGUCUCAAUCAAUACAAAAUGGACAUUUUCUACAAAGAGACACAGGCCAAUCUUCCAGCUGGGCUGUGCAGCACAUUACACCCUCCCAUGGAAAAUAAAGCAGAAGGCACCGGGGUGCAGCUGCUCACUCCAGACUCUUGGAAUAUCCCUCUGACAGAUGCUCGGAGGAAGGCCCCCUCCCCGGUGGCUGCAGCUGGCCAAAGCCAGGGCCCUGGCCCGUCGGCGUCCACCACCGUCUCUCCAUCUGACACCGCCAACUGCUCUGUCACUAAGAUCCCCACGCCCGUGCCCAAGUCCAUACCCAUCAGCGAGACUGCAAACAUCCCCCCCGUCGCCGUCCAGCCACCUGCUAGCAUCGGGCCCCCCCUCGGAGUCCCGCCCCGCAGCCCUCCCAUGGUGAUGACCAACCGCGGCCCGGUGCCGCUGCCCAUCUUCAUGGAGCAGCAGAUCAUGCAGCAGAUCCGCCCGCCCUUCAUCCGCGGGCCGCCGCACCACGCCUCCAACCCCAACAGCCCCCUGUCCAACCCCAUGCUCCCCGGCAUCGGGCCCCCGCCCGGCGGCCCCAGGAACCUGGCGCCGCCCCCGGGCGCGCCCUUGCCGAGUCUCCCCUUCCCGCCGGUGAGCAUGAUGCCCAACGGCCCGAUGCCCGUGCCCCAGAUGAUGAAUUUCGGGCUGCCCUCCCUGGCCCCGCUCGUGCCACCCCCCACUUUGCUCGUGCCAUACCCCGUGAUCGUGCCCCUGCCGGUGCCCAUCCCCAUCCCCAUCCCCAUCCCUCACGUCAAUGAUUCCAAGCCCCCCAACGGGUUUUCCAGCAACGGGGAGAACUUCAUUCCGAGCGCCCCUGGCGACUCCUCGGCGGCAGGCGGCAAGCCAGGCGGACACUCCCUGUCCCCCCGGGACUCCAAGCAGGGCUCGUCCAAGUCCGCGGACUCGCCGCCCGGCUGCUCGGGCCAGCUGCUGUCGCCCGAAGAGCCCGCGGUGAGCGAGCUGGAGUCGGUCAAGGAGAACAACUGUGCUUCCAACUGCCACCUGGACGGGGAGGCGGCCAAAAAGCUGAUGGGGGACGAGGCCUUGGCGGGGGGCGACAAGUCGGACCCGAACCUUAACAACCCCGCGGACGAGGACCACGCCUAUGCUUUGCGGAUGCUGCCCAAGGCGGGCUGCGUGAUCCAGCCUGUGCCAAAACCCGUGGAGAAGGCCGCCAUGGCGCCCUGCAUCAUCUCCUCGCCCAUGCUCGGCGCGGGGCCCGAGGACCUGGAGCCUCCGCUCAAAAGGAGGUGCCUCCGAAUUAGAAAUCAGAAUAAGUAAAAGGAACACUCGCUCACAGGGUACCUUGCAUGGAGAGAGGGCGCCGAGCAAGCCACGUCACGACAUCCAAUGACACCAGCUGGUCAGCUCACCACCCCCUCUGGCUGAAACUCAAGCAAAUAAAGCCGCUUCCCGUCAUUAAGCAUCUCAGAGGAAGCAGCCCUCCCUCGGUGGCCUGCAGCCCGGAGAAGCCGGCACGUCUAGGACCCAGCCAGAGGGCUCAGCCUUCCUGCGGCCACCAUCCCUGCUUCUCCCCAGAGGAACUUAGGGAUUUCGCCCUUGGUUUUAAAACAACAAAACACCAACAAGCCACAAGGACCAAUGUAGGUAUUCUCCCCGCUCCAUUCUCCAGGCUCAGAGGGUGAGGCUGGAAGAUGAUAUGGAAUUGAAAACAAAAAAAAUCUUUUUUUAUACUUUUAAAAAAAAACUGCUGUGGUUUUGCUGCUACACUAAGAAUUGUGAUUUGCAUUGUACGGUUUCGGACCUACGCUGUUCCCGUUUUGACGGCGGAGAGGGAUCGCGCUGGAGCCCCCACGCUUCAGGCUCAUCUCUGUCCUGCCCAGGAUGCACUUUUAAAUGAAGAGUUAGAAUAUUUUAUUGGCUGAUAUACUUUUCUUGUUAUUUUUACAAAGGCCGCCUUUACCCUUUUUAAUGCCAUAUUUUCAGUGUUACACUUUUAUGGCUUUUAAUUUUCGAUUUGACAGAUGUAAGAAGCAGCAUGAAUAGUUUAUACUGUGGUUUUUCAGAGACCGAAUGCCAAGAGGACUCGGUAAAUGUUUAUUCUUCUCAGCUUUCUCUUUAAAUUCCCCUAAAUAGCGCCCCAUCUGGGAACAGAGCAAGAGUGUUGAACUGAAGACCAAAAUGCCCUCAAGGUGUAAAAUAAUCCGAGGGGGAAUAUUUGCUGGGCGUCACGAAAGACGUGGAUGAAAUUUCAGCCCUGAUGGUUUUCGGUGAUGCAGGAAGCGAGUGGAGCAGCCUCUGCGCAGAGCCCUUUCAUGACAGUCCGAAUGGUAUGGACAAACCAAUGAAAAUGAGGGAAAGUGAGAAAGAUCGCCCGUGAUUCUGUUUCACUGUUUGCUUUCUCCUGUCAUGGUGAAGAGAAAUGUGCAAUUCGAUCCUCAGUCAGUGGGUGGAGGAUAACAGGGUAGAUUUUCUUGUGUGCACUUGUACAGUUGUAGCUGCGAGUCCAGGAGUCCUCUAGAGCAUGUGUACUGGCACUGAGUUGGUGAGACAGUCGUGGAGUAUCCCGUUCUGAUGAGUACAGAAAAAAAAAAAGAGAAAAAAUACGAAAAAAAAAAAAUCCAAAAAAAGAAGAAAACUAAAAAAAAAAA
Miniopterus natalensis is the source of this 3487-nucleotide messenger RNA. The record is from RefSeq and is a predicted model, not a curated record. NCBI's taxonomy places the organism in Eukaryota, Metazoa, Chordata, Mammalia, Chiroptera, Miniopteridae.